UCGAUCGGUGGAAGCGGAACCUUUCUCGCCGGAAAAGCAGGGAGCGAUUUCCUGGCUGCACGUGGUGUUCCCGGAAAAUGUGGACUGAAAACAAAGACAGUUUUAGCUUUAGUGAAUGAAAAAAAUAUAAAUAAAGAAAAAAUAAACACCCACGGGGCUGAACAUAAACUGAGUCUUAGGAUGGACGACGCCGUCUUCUACCGGGAGUUGCCAAAGGUGGAGCUCCACGCUCACCUGAACGGCUCCGUCAGCGUCCAGACGAUGGAGAAGCUCAUCAGCCAGAAGCAGCAUCUCAAUAUCGAUCACAGCAGGACGGCUGUGGGGAAGGGACAGAGCAGGACUCUGGACGAAUGUUUUGAAGUCUUCAGGGUAAUCCAUAAAUUGGUGGACACCGAUGAAGACAUCUUGAUGGUUACUACAGAUGUUAUCAAAGAGUUUGCAGCUGACGGUGUGAAAUAUUUAGAGCUCAGAAGUACGCCGCGAGAAGAGAAAGCUACAGGAUUAACAAAAAGGAGUUAUGUAGAAACCGUCAUUAAAGCCAUCCACCAGUGUAAGAACGAGGGAGUGGACAUUGACGUCAGGUUUCUAGUGGCCAUUGACCGCAGGAACGGGAUGGAGGUUGCCUUGGAGACGGUGAAGCUGGCUGAGGAGUUUAUGCUGUCGUCCGGUGGUUUGGUGGUUGGAAUCGACCUCAGUGGAGAUCCAACAGUGGGCCACGGCAAAAACUUUCUCCCUGCCCUGGAAAGGGCCAGAAACUCUGGACUUAAGUUGGCCCUGCACCUCUCAGAAGUUCCAUCACAGCAGGAAGAGUCGGCUCUCCUGCUGAACCUUCCUCCAGACAGGAUCGGCCACGGGACCUUCCUGCAUCCUGAGAUGGGCGGCUCUCAAAGCCUUCUGGACAAAGUGGUGCAGAACAACAUACCGCUUGAGCUCUGCCUGACAUCAAACGUAAAAGGGCAAACUGUGCCGUGUUACUCGCAGCAUCACUUCAAAUACUGGUACCAGUUGGGACAUCCAAGUGUCAUAUGUACCGACGAUAAAGGAGUCUUUUGCACGGACUUGUCUCAGGAAUAUCAGCUGGCUGCAUCCACGUUCGGCCUGAGCCGCGAGGCCGUGUGGACGCUCUCCCAGCGCGCCAUAGACUGCUGCUUCGCAGAAGAGUCCGUGAAGCAGCAGCUGAGACAGACGUGGAAAAGUCUACGCCCUCGGCUGUUCCAGUGACCCGGGCCGUGGAAACUAAACACACUUGUGUACCUCACAUUUUAAUUUUGAAGGAUGAAAAGAGGAAAAAAAACUCUCCAUUGUUACUUCUUGUUUUAAAUGUUUUAAGAACUGUAGAAAUAAAACUUUUUGAAUACACUGAGCCAAAAUGUGAUUUUUUGUUCUUGUCUAUUUCCGGAGUUACAUUCAGACAUCAGAGCAACAAACGUGUUGUGAAAUGAUCAAGCUGACUCCGUCUUUUGAGCAGAACAAUGAAAAUUUAAAAUAAAAAAAGAAGACUGUCCAUCAUUGUCGCUACACCUCUGCAAAGCAGUCCAAGAUGUGUCUGAUGCGUCCCGCCACUGCAGCGGUAUUUACUGCCCUCGUCACCGUCAGAACUUCUUUCCUAGCUUUCCGUGCUUCUUAUUGCUCUUCUUGAAUUGUCCAUGUUGCAUUUCCUUCUUUUUGUGUUUCCCCUCCUGAGGAGCUCCGUUGCUUGUGAUCGCGCUGGCUCCUUCCCAUUUCCUCUUCUUUUCACUGUUGGUAAUACGACAUCAUUAGAAACGGCUUUCUUUUCUAGUUGUAUUGUGUUUACGAAAUAAGAAUGGAAAUAAGGAUUUGUGAAAAUAGGAAUUUUGGCUAAUACAUAAAAGAGUGAAGUGUAAGGGAUGUAUAGGGGAGGGAGGUAACAGGGGGGCUGGAAGGUAUUUAAAAGGCAUGUUAGGC
Messenger RNA from Cololabis saira (Pacific saury), 1926 nucleotides. It is a transcript of the gene mapda, whose product is annotated as adenosine deaminase-like. Lineage: Eukaryota; Metazoa; Chordata; Actinopteri; Beloniformes; Belonidae. The record is from RefSeq and is a predicted model, not a curated record. Gene Ontology annotation, molecular function: adenosine deaminase activity. Gene Ontology annotation, biological process: adenosine catabolic process; inosine biosynthetic process. The transcript is spliced from 10 exons. The coding region runs from base 181 to 1221 and encodes 346 amino acids.